Pollicipes pollicipes is the source of this 1076-nucleotide messenger RNA. RefSeq names its product 2'-deoxynucleoside 5'-phosphate N-hydrolase 1. Lineage: Eukaryota; Metazoa; Arthropoda; Thecostraca; Pollicipedomorpha; Pollicipedidae. Gene Ontology annotation, cellular component: nucleus. Gene Ontology annotation, biological process: deoxyribonucleoside monophosphate catabolic process. The transcript has 4 exons. The record is from RefSeq and is a predicted model, not a curated record. Gene Ontology annotation, molecular function: 5-hydroxymethyl-dUMP N-hydrolase activity. The coding region runs from base 64 to 504 and encodes 146 amino acids.
UUUGCUUCGUAUUAGCAAGUGAACAGCUCACUAUUUUGAACAGUUUUGAGACGUAAACUCAAGAUGUCACGCAAGAUCUAUUUCUGCGGCUCAAUCCGCGCUGGUCGGCAAGACGUGGCUCUGUAUGGUCGCAUCGUGGCUGCCCUCAAGCAGUACGGCACGGUGCUGACCGAGUUUGUGGCCGACCCGGCCGUCACCCACCUAGGCUCGGACGAGGGCAAGGCCUCCACCGACCGCGACAUUCACGACAGAGAUAUCAGCCUGCUGGAGGAGUGCGACACGAUCGUGGCCGAGGUGACGCAGCCGUCGCUCGGGGUGGGCUACGAGAUCGGUCGCGGGGUCGCCAUGGGAGGUCGACGCAUCCUCUGUCUUUACCGGCCGCAGCCGGAUAAAAGACUGUCGGCCAUGAUCCGGGGCAUGCCGCCGUCCAAGGACCUCAGCGUGGUGGACUACUCGAGCGACGACAUCGAGAAGGUGCUGACCGACUUCUUCUCCGCCGCCUAGCCUGCGAAGCCGCGCCGUGCGGCGCUGGCUUCGGGCCGGUGCCCUGGGGUUGCAGCUGUGUGCUUGAGCCAGGCGAGAACUCUCAGGCUCGAUGAGAGGGCAGGACCUGGCUCAGACGUCUGGUUCUGCUCACUGUUCACGGAGGUGAAGACAAGACCUGGCACAUACACCGGAACUUUGGAAUUGGGGCGGAAUUCUCGGCUCAAGGAAGCUUUUGGACGUAGAGGAGGACUUGAGAUCCGGCCGUCGAGCACAUCUCAAGACAAAGUGUGGGAUGAUGGCAUUUUCACCACGGGCAGGCUGAUUGCUUGGUCUGCGAGAGGCUCUAGUUGGAAACAAACCAAUUUCUCGCCGUUCACUGUGUGGAAGAACCUGGUGUGGGUGGUGUAGCAGUCUCUGCUCGACUCGCGGCUGGUCGUGCUCGUCGGUGUAGAGUCGAACGCUGGCGCGAAAAAAGCUGUGACGCUAUUCUCGAUGCCCUCGAUGUGUACCUGGUACCGAUGAUAUUUUUAUAGUCAGUUGUUAGUCGUUUUGAACGUUUUCGGCAGGGAAUAAACACUUUUCACGAACAC